AUGGUUAAGAAGAAGCAGAACAAAUUGAAAAUAGAUUAUGAGAAAUGUAUCAUAGAGGACAGGCUCCUUCAAAUUAAGAACCAAGCCUAUGUUAAUGAUCUCAAACUAGUGAAGGUGUGGACAAUUGAAAUAAGUCCAAAGGAUUCGCCAAAAGUGUUGGUCUUAGUGCGACAGCUAUCAUCACAAGAUCCUGUAUCGCUUGUUCAUCUGAAAAGGAUUCAGCCCAUAGAUGGUAUGCUACAUGUUGUGCUCUGUAGUACAGAGUGGCUGGAAGAAAGCCAAAUUGCAUUGAAGCUGUCCAACAUGGAUUUCAACUACAACAAUCUUUGCAUGAAACUCGUGCCUGGGCAUUGUCCAGGCACUAAAGAAUUGUCACAGGAUUGGGGAAAGAAAUAUUGGCCCUUGGUGUGGAAAGGAAACCCAAAUGAUCAAAUUUUGAACGAUGUGAAAAUCGAUAUAUCGUUGAUAAAGAACCACCUUGAUCUAAUCCACUCAUUAUCAGUUGACUCUACAAAGCAAGGCCUUCCUAUAAUAACAUGCAUUGUUGAUCCUCUAAAUAACCAAUUACUUGCGACCACAAGAGACCUCAGACAUAUACACCCAUUGAAGCAUAGUAUUAUGCAAUGUAUUGAAACUGUAUCGCAAGAUGAACAACGGAAAAGGGGUGAAGAUUCAAAUUCUCAACAUUAUCUAUGUUAUGGGUAUCAUGUUUACACAACUCAUGAGCCCUGUUCAAUGUGUGCAAUGGCACUGAUUCACUCAAGAGUUUCAAGACUCAUCUAUUUAAAAUCAAUGCCUUCCACUGGUGCUUCAAAACCCUCUAGUGGUGAAGGUUAUACUAUCCACGAUCACAAGCUAUUGAAUUCUAGAUUUGAAGUUUGGGAAUGGACUGGGGAUGAAUAUAAAGAUGUUCCUGGAUUGAAGGAUAUUAAUGCAUAA
Hansenula anomala is the source of this 939-nucleotide messenger RNA. RefSeq names its product Tad3p (gene TAD3). Gene Ontology annotation, molecular function: tRNA-specific adenosine-34 deaminase activity. The transcript has a single exon. NCBI's taxonomy places the organism in Eukaryota, Fungi, Ascomycota, Saccharomycetes, Phaffomycetales, Wickerhamomycetaceae. The record is from RefSeq and is a predicted model, not a curated record. Gene Ontology annotation, cellular component: nucleus; cytoplasm. The coding region runs from base 1 to 939 and encodes 312 amino acids.